Messenger RNA from Varanus komodoensis (Komodo dragon), 714 nucleotides. It is a transcript of the gene FGF3, whose product is annotated as fibroblast growth factor 3. NCBI's taxonomy places the organism in Eukaryota, Metazoa, Chordata, Lepidosauria, Squamata, Varanidae. Gene Ontology annotation, molecular function: growth factor activity; fibroblast growth factor receptor binding. Gene Ontology annotation, biological process: cell differentiation; fibroblast growth factor receptor signaling pathway; animal organ morphogenesis. Gene Ontology annotation, cellular component: cytoplasm. The record is from RefSeq and is a predicted model, not a curated record. The coding region runs from base 1 to 714 and encodes 237 amino acids. The transcript has 3 exons.
AUGGUGACCGGCGCCCGGCUCGCCCCGCUGCCGCUGCUGCUGCUGCUGCUGCUGCUGCGGAGCCUGCCGGCGGCCGCCCCGGCGCUGCCUUGCGCCAGCCGGGCAGGGCGUGCGUGCGACGCGCGCGGGCGCAGGGAUGCCGGCGGGCGCGGCGGCGUCUACGAGCAUCUCGGCGGAGCGCCGCGGCACCGGAAGCUGUACUGCGCCACCAAGUAUCACCUCCAGAUCCACGCCAACGGCAAGAUCAACGGCACGCUGGAGAAGAACAGCGUCUUCAGUAUCCUAGAGAUCACUGCAGUGGAUGUGGGGAUUGUUGCUAUCAAAGGCUGUUUCUCUGGCAGAUACCUCGCCAUGAAUGAAAGAGGCAGACUUUAUGCUUCAGAAACCUACAACUCAGAGUGUAAAUUUGUAGAAAGGAUCCAUGAGCUGGGCUACAAUACUUAUGCAUCCCACCUGUACCGGACUGUGCCCAAUGGAGCUAGCAGCAAACGAAAAGCUAGUGCCGAGAGACUCUGGUAUGUCUCGAUUAAUGGGAAAGGACGACCCAGAAGGAGCUUUAAAACCCGUAGGACCCAGAAAUCAUCUCUCUUUCUGCCUCGAGUGCUGGAUAACAAAGACCACGAUAUGGUCCGACUAUUGCACACAAACACUAAGUACAGAGAGAGCCUCUUAAAACCUCCAAGCAAGAACCAGAGAAGAAGGAGAGGACAUUAG